Messenger RNA from Rotaria sordida, 1053 nucleotides. The record is from the annotation of a GenBank genome assembly. NCBI's taxonomy places the organism in Eukaryota, Metazoa, Rotifera, Eurotatoria, Philodinida, Philodinidae.
AUGAAACACAUUCCAAGUAAUGUUAAAGAUAAGUAUGAAAUACUUGGUAUUAUUGGUGAAGGUUCAUAUGGUGUAGUACUCAAAGCUCGAAAAAAAGAUACAAAUACAACAGUUGCUAUUAAACAUUUUAAACAAUCUCCAGGUUAUUGUACUGAUAUGGAUAUAAUUGAACGUGAAUUAAAAAUUCUUCAAUCCCUUCGAUUUGUAAAUGUUGUUGAAUUAAUUGAAUGGUUUCGUGAUAAAAAACAAUGUUUUCUUGUAUUUGAAUAUGUUGAAUGGAAUAUGUUACAAGUUUUACAAGAACAUCCUGAUGGUUUACCAUUAGAACAAGUACGUCAAUUAUCAUAUCAAUUAUUUAGUGCUAUACAUUGGUGUCAUACACAUGAAAUAAUUCAUCGUGAUAUCAAACCAGAAAAUUUACUUAUAUCAAAAAAUUUUGUAUUAAAAUUAUGUGAUUUUGGUUUUGCAAGAUUUUGUAAUACACAAACAUCAGCAGAUUAUUAUACUGAUUAUGUUGCAACACGAUGGUAUCGAUCACCAGAAUUACUUAUCGGGUAUGUAUGAAGAAUUUUGAAAACAAAAAAAAAAAAAAGAACAUUUUUAAAGAUAAUUCGAGUACUUAAAAAAGAAAAUUUUGCAAUUGUUUCAUUUAUCUUUCUUUACUUUACUAAAAUAUUAUUAACAUUCAUGGUCAACAAUGACAUCAUUUAACCUUUGAAUCAGGUUCUUCUCCUUUCUUUUUUGCUCUUUCAAUUGUUCAAGUUUAUUCAAAUGUCUCUACUGAUAAAGAAUAUUACUUUGUACUUUUUAAGAGCAAAUCAAUUUGUAAGAAAAAAAAAUUGUACAAUACAUAACUUGAAACAAAUUUCGAGAAUUGAAAUAACUUCGAAAUAUUUUUAAAGGUUUCGUAUGCAUGUACGAAACCUUUAAGUAAUAUUUCCUUGUUGUAUGAGAAGUAUUUUCAAGAGUUUAGUAUAUUAGUACGAAACCUUUAAAAGGAUUCUGAGUUCGUUUCAAUUCGCGGAACUCUUUUCUUUUCAAUUUAGACUAUAU